UGCCAUACGUAUGUUUCUCAUGUACAGUAACAACCAGAAGGGUCAAAAACAAGUGACAGUAACUGUCGCACAAUUAGCGUGGCGGCGCUAACCAGCUGCCCAACCUCUGUAAAGGGGCGGGGCGUGCGCGGUGACAGCGCGUUGCUAUUGGAGCAGAUAAAGAGCUACGUGUCUGUGUCAUGGCAGCUCCCAGUUGAGUUGUGUAGUUGUGAGCCGCUAAAAAGCAAGUUCGUGUGCGGGUGGCGGCAGGUCCGGAGGGGAUGCGGUGACAGAUGUAUUUUAGGGGACCCGCCGUGGGUCUCACCUUCUGCUGCUUUUAUUUGUCUUCCUAUUUCACAAAUAAGUAUGUCUUGUCUGUCUUGAAAUUCACAUACCCCACUCUUUUCCAAGGAUCAGAUGUUGUACUGUGGCUGCCUGGAUGUGCACUCUUUGUUGGAAUUAUUUAUGCUGGUUCCAGGGCACUGUCAAGGCUGCCCAUCCCAGUGUUCUUCACCUUGCACAAUGCAGCCGAAGUUGUGAGCUAUGGAUUUCAGAGACUGCUAUUCAGAGAGAAAUGUCCUUAUUCAAAGAUUUUCAGUAUCUUUUUGCUGCUGCUUUCUGCUGGGUGCCUUCCAUUACAUGAUCCCCAGUUUGAUGCUGAUGGUUAUUUUUGGGCUGUAAUUCACCUGUUCUGUGUAGGAUGCUACAAAGUAUUCAAAAAGUCGCAGAAGUCAGGUUCACUAAGUGACCUUGAUCAACAGUAUAUAAACUAUGUGUUCAGUGUUGUGCUAUUGGGCCUUGCAUCCCACCCAACCGGAGACCUCAUCAGUGCCUUGGAGUUUCCAUUUCUCUAUUUCUACAGAUUCCACUCUGGGUGUUGUGCCAGCGGGAUACUGGGCUUCUUACUGAUGCUCGCUUCUGUUAAGUUGAGGAGUAACCUCUCAUCUGUUCAACAUGCGUCCUGGAAUUUCGUGGCUAAGGUUAUUACUGCUGGUCUGUCGCUGAUUUAUUUUCAGAUUACUCUGACUGUACCCCUGACUUUAUGUUUGCUGGCUGGUGGCCUUGGAGAAGCUGUUCUGGUGUACGCAGAGAGAACAGGAGUGUAAAAUAUGGCACUAUUGUGUGUCUCCUUAAUGUAAAAUCGGUUUAUUAUACGUCCACUCGUUGUUAUACUAAAAGAUCAUUAGCAAAUGGCAGUUAAAAUAUGCCCUAAACAGCAUGAGCUUUAGGCUGGAUGUACUUAGUUGCAUUUUACACUGUGUGGGAGAAGCCUAUCUGUAAGCAUAGCUUGGGGAGACUUAGAAAUUGUAAUCCUACAUUGCACAUUCCACAGGUUAUUAAUUGUGGCUGUUAGCCAGGUCUGGACUGACAUUCAAAAUAGGCCUUGGCAUUUCAGGUACACAGAGGCCCAAACAGGCCACACAACAGCCCCCACCAGCCCAAGAAAUAGUGACUGUCCAUGGCAACUUACAGCAGCCCUUCUGGCAUUUGCCAGAAGCCACAGAUUGCCAGUCCGGGCCUGCUGUUAGCCCACUGGCUGAUCUUAAUAAAAACCACAUUAAGGGGUGUAUUUAUUAUGCUGUGUAUAAAAGUGGAGUGAAACUUUACCAGUGAUGUUGCCCACAGUAACCAAUCAGAUCUUUGUUUUGUUGUUGAAAACGAAUUGCUGAUUGGUUGUACUGGGCAACAUCACUUGUAAUGCUUCACUGCACUUACAGCAUGAUAAACAAACAACUGUCAUUCACUGGUGUAAGUUUGCACUGGCCUUUGCAGUAUCAUAAUCAUUGGCGUGUAGUGCUUUAAUAAACUGCUUUGUCCCUAGUCUAUUUACAUUUGUUUAUGAUUCUUAUUACAGUUUUUAUAGAUACCAAAAAGCAGACAACUUCAUGAUUAGAAGGAUCUAUUAUUUUAGCAAUGGCAUUUUCAGCACAAUCAUAUAAUUAAUCUGAAUAAGAACUGCCUGGAACAAAUACAAUUGUGUGCUUUGAUUUUAUUACUGCUUAAUGAAAGGUUUAGCAAGGGAGCAAGGUAUGAAUAAAUUACACAAAAUCAAGAUACAAAAUGGUUAAUCAAUGUUAUGUGUUUUUUUAUUUGUAAUAUUAUUUACCAUAUAACUAUUCUGUUUCAAAGCAACUUAAUAUCUAAUAAAUAUUUUAUUCUUUAUACAGAAAUCCUA
Molecule: messenger RNA, 2155 nt
Organism: Xenopus laevis (African clawed frog)
Lineage: Eukaryota; Metazoa; Chordata; Amphibia; Anura; Pipidae
Gene: slc35d4.L
Product: transmembrane protein 241 L homeolog
Exons: 14
Coding region: 273-1085 (270 amino acids)
Cellular component (GO): Golgi apparatus; membrane
Source: RefSeq, a predicted model, not a curated record